This is a messenger RNA of Daphnia pulicaria, 1454 nucleotides long. Its product is annotated as putative ankyrin repeat protein RF_0381. The record is from RefSeq and is a predicted model, not a curated record. NCBI's taxonomy places the organism in Eukaryota, Metazoa, Arthropoda, Branchiopoda, Diplostraca, Daphniidae. The transcript has a single exon. The coding region runs from base 52 to 1137 and encodes 361 amino acids. Gene Ontology annotation, molecular function: protein binding.
GACGUGAAUUUAAAAAACAAAAACAACCAAACGGCACUUCAUUUGGCUACCAUGUGGAAGGAUAUGCCAAUUGAUUUGUUCACAGUAAUCCUAGAAAAGUCAGUCGAUGUUCACGCACAAGAAAAAAAUGGGAACACUGCUCUUCAUCUUGCUAUUAUGUACAAGUCUACAAUUGCGAUAACUGAAUUGCUGAAACACAGGGAUUUGGACGUGAACCUCAAAAAUAACGACAACCAAACGGCACUCCAUUUCUCUUGUUUGUGGGAGGACAUGCCAAUUGAUUUAUUCAAAAUAAUUCUAGAAAAAUCAGCCAAUAUCAACGCACAAGAUGAAUAUGGUUGCACUGCUCUUCAUUGGGCAAUUCUUUGCGAGUUUAAAACUGCGGUGGAGGAACUGCUCAAACACAAGGACGCGGACGUCAAUCUAAAAAAUAACGACAACCAAACAGCAUGUCAUUUCACUACUUUGUGGAAGAAUAUUCCGAUCGAUUUGUUCAGAAUAAUUCUAGAAAAAUCAACCGCCGUUAUCGCACAAAAUGAAAAGGAAUUAACUAUUCUUCGCGCUGCAAUUGUGAACAGGUCUAAAACUGUGGUGGAAGAACUGCUCAAACGAGGUGAGUUAGACGUCAAAGUCAAAUACAAAGACAACCAAACAGUACUCCAUUUAGCUACUUUAUGGGAGAACAUGCCAAUAGAUUUGUUCAGAAUAAUUUUAGAAAAAUCAACCGAUGUUAACGUACAAAAUGAAGAUGGAGAAACUGCUCUUCACUGCGCUUGUCGCUACAUGUUCAAAACUGCGAUAACUGAACUACUCAAGCGCAAGGAUGUGGACGUGAACAUGAAAAAUAACGACAACCGCACGUCACUACAUUUCGCUACAAAAUGGAAGAAUAUGCCAAUGGAUUUGUUUAAAAAUAUUUUAGAAAAAACAACAGAUGUUAACGCCCAAGACAAACACGGAUGGACUGCUCUUCACUGGGCAAUUGCAAUGGAAAACAGAACUGCGGUGGAGGAACUGCUCAAACGCAAGGACGUGGACGUGAACCUAAAAAACAAAAACAACCAAACAGCACGCUUUUUUUCCACUUUUUGGGAGGAUAUGCCAAUUGAUUUGUUAAGUAUCAUUCUAGAUAAAUAAGCCGAUGUCUGUUAAAGAUUUACUUGUACUGAACCACGAAUCGAAGCUGAAUAACCAAACCUUGUAGUAUUAGAAUAUUAAACGAGCUCGAUUUCAACUUGUACCACCGAUUUAUGUGUUGGAAUUACAUUUUGUUAGAAAUUUAAUUUGAAUGACCCACUUUAAAUAAUGUGAAAUCAGGUAAAAUUGUGUGUACCUGAAUCUUAUCCACAGAGACGGUGAGGGUUGUAUUCGUCAACUCUUCAGAUUUCCGACAACACAUGUCGGUUUCGUAUGGCUGGUGAUCAAACAGGUCCCACGGUCAAUGGAGGCAUCCU